UGGGAAAAUUUUCCUGAGCCACUGUCAACGGUCAGUUACGGGAACUUGGGAUGGCAAGGGCUUCGAUGUUUGCAUUGGGUUGUGCUUCCACAAUAGGCUCCACACACCUACUUUGCAAGUGAGAGUAGAAGACGUUGGGUGACAGCCUGGCAAGUACAAGCCACCUCGUUUGUGUCAUGCGUAUACAUGGUUCAUGCAAACGCUCAAAUGUGAAUGUCCAAAUCUUAGUAGCAAUCAAGAGGCGUUCAUGAAUGAAGUGUUUUUUGAAUUGCGGAGAAACAUGGACAGCUCGCGCGGCGUUGUGCAGCUUGUGAGCCCACACGCACCGGAGCGCCCACGCGCACAGUUAGUUGGCUGACGCUUCGGAUUCUCAGUCAGUCACUUUUCGGUCGUCAACUUGUCCCUGUAUAUCUGUACUUUUGGGAAGCGCUCAGAGACCAAGGAAAAAGAGGAACAGAAACAACUGCUGAAUUUGCUGUUCAAUUUGCUUGAAGAGGCUCAAGAUGGAUAUGCAUAAACGAAUGCUAGUUCUAUGUCUAACCUGUUCGCUCGGACCUAUGCUGUCUGUCCAGAUGUGUGAGGUCAUGUGGGAGCUGGAGGCAGAGAAAAUGGAGUGUUUGUCUAAGCUGGAAAACAUCACAUCAGGUUGCACAGGUGAAUGGGACCUAGCAUGCUGGCCAUCAGCCAGGAUUGGAGAGUUGGUCACCAUCCCCUGUCCAAAUUACUUCAGCCAUGUCAGUGAUCAGAGAGGAAAUAUAUCGAAGAGCUGUACUGCCAAUGGCUGGACUGAAAUAAACCCAGUUGUCGUUGCGUUUAAUUGUGGCUAUGACCCCAAUAUCACAGAGGAUGGAAAUGUGGGUGAAUUUCUGGGCUCUGUGAGAAUUGGAUACACCAUUGGUCAUACUUUGUCUCUUAUAUCCCUCAUCAUUGCCAUCAUCAUACUGUGCUUUUUCAGAAAACUCCACUGCACAAGGAACUACAUCCAUAUUCACCUGUUCAUGUCCUUUAUACUGAAAGCUUUUGCUGUGAUUAUGAAAGAUGUAGUCUUGUAUGAGGUGGAGGAACCUGACGACUGCCACUAUGGAUCUGUGGGCUGCAAAGCUGCAGUGGUGUUCUUCCAGUAUGGCGUCAUGGCCAGUUUCUUCUGGUUACUGGUGGAGGGUCUUUAUCUCCAUGCCCUCCUGACUGUAUCCUUCUUCUCUGAGAGGAAGUACUUUUGGUGGUACAUUCUCAUUGGCUGGGGAGUUCCAGGUGUCUUCAUAACAAUCUGGAGCAUCACAAAAGCUUAUUUACAUGAUAUUGGAUGCUGGGAUUUUAUUGAUGAUGAUCUGUGGUGGAUUAUAAAAACCCCUACUUUGAUAACAAUACUGAUGAACUUUAUUCUCUUCAUUUGUAUCAUCCGGAUACUUCGGCAGAAAAUCAGUUGUCGAGAUAUUGGGAGAAAUGAUUCACACCAGUACUCGAGACUGGCAAAAUCAACUCUACUUCUGAUUCCUCUGUUUGGAAUAAACUACAUAAUCUUUGCCUUUAUGCCUCAUCACAUAGAGUCUAAUGUGCGUCUGGUGUUUGACUUGAUCCUGGGGUCCUUUCAGGGAUUUUGUGUCGCUGUCCUGUACUGUUUUCUGAAUGGAGAGGUUCAGUCUGAGAUAAAACGAAAAUGGAGGCGGUGGCACAUGCAGAGAUUUCUUGGAGCUGACACCAAGUACCAGCAGCCCUCGAUGGCAAGCAACGGUGUAAACUUCAGCUCCCAAAUCACCACGAUGACUAAAUGCAGCCCCACCACACGCAGGGUGUCCACCUGCCAAGAUGACUUCUCUACAGUCUGAGCGCUGAGUGAUGCUCCAUCUAUGAUAAGAGACAGAGACCAAUAAAUCUGUGCUCUACAAGCACUUGCACCACCAUCAAUCAUCUCCAAGGAUGCAGCUCAACUCUAUCCAGUUGUAACUUUGCAUCUCAUUGCUCAGUAGCAAUGUGUGGGAAACAGCACACAGCAGUGCUCAUUGUUGUUAGUUUGGCACGAGACAUACAUGAACUAUUCAAUCAUAAUGAUGUAUCCUCAUAGCCAUCCCAUCAUACACAUACAUAUGUGAAAUGUACGUGUACUGAUGUAGACACUACACUUCUGACGUUUGAAUGUUUUUAAGAAAACUACUGACUCUGAACAGCAAGGGACACUGUCUUUAGUAAAAGGAUGCAAUUAAAGCUCAUGUUCUUAAAGAGACAGUUCACCCAAAAAUGAAAACUGUGCCAUCUUUUACUCACCCUCAUGUUGUUUCACACAUGUAUGAACUUUCCUUUCCUUCUUUGGUGGAACUCAAAAGAUGUUAGGCUGUAUGAGAAAUGAAAGAGAAUAGUGACUGAUAUAAUCAUUCUGUCGAACAUAUCCUUUUGUUAGUUUUUGGGUGAACUAUCCCGUUAACCUCAAACUUACAGACCCAUGAGACUGUUGGUGAAUAAUACUGUGGACAAUUCUAUGCAUAGUGAGAGUGAUUUACAUUUGAAUUAUGAUUUCCUUCCAUAGGCACCCUCCUGUACACAACAAAACACGCAUUAAUCCUCAGUGUUGGUGUUCGGAGUCUAUCUGUGGUAGCAUACUGUUCUGUUAUUCUGCUUUCCCCUGCCCUUAUUAUAAUGCUCAAGAUUUUAUUUCUUAAAAUUGUAAUAACCUGUAGUAAACUGAAUGGUGACCUUUUCGGUCUCUAGAGACCUAGUUGUAUUUUUAUCUCCUUCCUUAUUCAAGGAAAAAUUAAUGUGACUGACUUAGACAAUCUGACAUUCUGCUAAAAUCCUAUUCUAUAUGGUUCCUUGAUGUGUUAUAUGAUUGUGAUUUUUGGAUCAAUGUAAUUGUAUAGCUACUGUAUAUACAAAAAUAUGCAUGGGUUGUGUAACUGUGCACUUGUUGCAUAUAAAGACAAUAGUGUAAAUUGUUUUCUUUUUUAUAAGAAUAGUCUUUGUAAAAAAUGAUUGUCUUUCAAAAAUACUAUGUGUAGCGUUUAUCAUAGCUGUUGUUGCUGGCAUGUAAGUGGUCCUGCAUGUUUGCAUGCACAGUUCUUAUACCUCAGUGUGAAUAUGUAGUCAAGAGGACAUGUCUUUAAAAGUGUUGUUGCUAUUUUAUGAAAGUGUCUUGUAGAUGUUGUCAUAGCAAAAAAACAGAACAUGUUUAUUACAUUAAAUAUGU
Messenger RNA from Myxocyprinus asiaticus (Chinese sucker), 3178 nucleotides. Its product is annotated as vasoactive intestinal polypeptide receptor-like. Gene Ontology annotation, biological process: adenylate cyclase-modulating G protein-coupled receptor signaling pathway; cell surface receptor signaling pathway. The transcript has 14 exons. Gene Ontology annotation, cellular component: plasma membrane. The record is from RefSeq and is a predicted model, not a curated record. NCBI's taxonomy places the organism in Eukaryota, Metazoa, Chordata, Actinopteri, Cypriniformes, Catostomidae. Bases 504 to 1826 code for a protein of 440 amino acids. Gene Ontology annotation, molecular function: peptide hormone binding; vasoactive intestinal polypeptide receptor activity; G protein-coupled peptide receptor activity.